This is a messenger RNA of Pieris macdunnoughi, 288 nucleotides long. The record is from the annotation of a GenBank genome assembly. NCBI's taxonomy places the organism in Eukaryota, Metazoa, Arthropoda, Insecta, Lepidoptera, Pieridae.
AUGUCGUUUGUCUUGCUAUUAUGUGCCUGCGUGGCUUACGUGUCAGCGCUGCCGGCGGAUGCUGCUAUUGCCCCUGACGUGCAAGUACCAGCUGAAGGACUACAAGCAGAGGAAUCACGUUGGGGCGGCUAUGGUAACGGAUGGGGCGGCGGCUACGGACGCGGAUGGGGUGGUGGUUAUGGAGGAGGAUGGGGUGGUUACGGCCGUGGUUGGGGUGGCGGUUAUGGAGGAGGUUGGGGUGGCGGAUAUGGAGGAAGAGGAUGGGGCCAUCAAGGAUGGGGACGUUAA